AUGGAGAAGGAGGUUGUGUUUUCGAAGCGGAUUCAGCAGCUUUGCCGCCGCAUCGACCGAGCAAGGCCUGUCUUUGAGCAACACGCAAGUGGUGAGCUGAGGGUAUUGAGUGAAGCGCAGAGCCGGCAGGUCGAGAUGUAUCCACUCUGGCUUGAGGAUCUGGAGCAUCUGAGGCAGGGUCGUCCACCGCCCUUACGCCCAUCGAAGAUGCCAAACGCAAGUAUUAAGGCACCUGAUGGGGCGACGAGCCAAGAGGAGUUACCCGCGAGAGACAUUGCCGUGGUGGUGGGAACCGAAUCAAGAAAUGAGCUGGAACUUGCUGAUGAUGUCGCUGCACAGCGCAGUGAAGAAGGCCCUGCUACGGUAGAGAAGAAUGGGAACGAAGAGGAGGAGGAGAUGGACGAGAGAAGCUCGUCACAACAGCAGUCUAGAUGCACGGAGACAAACAAGAGGGGUAAUGCGAAGAAGCAGGUGGCUGCGAACGGUUUUGUUGGCAACUUUGAGUCCGAGAAGGAGCGUGUCGUUGAACACCUUCGAUCCCUUCCGCCUGCCGCGCGAGAAACCUUCAUUUGCAAAUAUCUUCGAAAGAUUAACGAUGCCGAUGAGUUGCGAAUUGUAAAGAAACGGUUUGAAUCAGCAAACAAUCUGCGCCAAAAAAUGAUUUCAGGGGACGUCAGUUCUCCCUCCAAGUCACAACUGGAAAUUAUCAAAGGGUUGCCGGAGCUUCGUCGCACACUAAGCAGUCUCAAGCGUCAUGCGAAGAUGGAGGAAAGGCGGGCGAUGAAGUUUUUUCUGCAACACCUGGAGGAAAUAAAGGAGGAAGAGGAGUGGAGGAAACAGCCCGCCUCAAUUGUUUUACUGGAAAACGAGGAUGAAAAGAGGGAUGAUGAAAACGGGGUUACUGAAACUUCUGCGAACGGGGAAACUGCACCUGAUAAUUCAACCGUGGAGGAAAUCAAGGAAACACACGUAGAAAUGCAGUUACCAAUUGUUAACACGCUCGCUGCAGAGCAAACGGACUCCGCAAUAAAACAGGAGGGCAAUUUUGCUUUAAUCCGGCGUGGAGUGGUGGAUAGCACUGGAAACGGAAACAGUACACCCGUGCAGACUGAGGUCAAGUUAGAGGGAGAAGCCAAUAUAGAUUCUUCUCUUUCUGGUCAUACAAGCCUCUGUGGAAAUAACGCAGUGAGGGGUAUGGUUGUCUCUCCACGAGCUACGCACGAGGUUGGACCGAGUAGCACUGGCGAUAGGGAGAGGGAGCGCAUUUAUAAUCCUUCUGUUGAUUGCUCUAAUUUCAAUUUCUCCAAGAAUGGCUUGCGACCAGAAAUAAAGACGCUACAUUUUAACCAGGUGAACGAGAAGGAAGAGCAAGAACAACAGCAGCAGAAGCAACGAGAGAAUGAUGGGAAGAAGAGUGCAGGUUUGAUUCGAUUCGAUGAUGAAUCCGCUUUUCUUGGCACUGACCAAAAGACGCGUGAAGUGGCGAAGCAAAAAGUGUUGGAGAUGCCAUCGCAUAUCACGAGAGAAGAACUUGGAUUUAUUCAGUUACACAUACCGAUUUUUUAUAGGUACAAGGCUUCUGAGGGAAGAGAACAGAGUGCUCAUACGGAAGAGUUAGCACCACGGACCGCUGCGGUACUCCGCCGAGUGGAAAAGGAGCUUCAGUACAUCCUGCAGCACCCUAUUCCACAUGUCACGGUUAUUAAUUCUCAACUACGGCUAGAAAAGGGUAAAUGCUCACAUGCGAAAAUUGAAGCUGAAAGCGAUAGCAUCACUCUGGCGAGGUGGAAUGUGUAUCUCUCUCCUUCUGAUGGCCCGCUCGCGGGGCAAUUGCUCCACAUUGUGGUUGACUUUUCCCAGCAUUACCCAUUUGUUCCACCUCUAAUCUAUUCCACUUUGUUUUUGCCGCUGACUACGAUGAUGGUUUCUGAGAGUGGCCAGCCCAACACAAUUCGGUUGUUUUCAACGUGCGCUCCUGCUGUGGCUGAUGAUGACAAAAAAUUGGCUAAUAAGAAGUGUACCAUUUGGUGUCCAGAGUCGGGUAUGCACGAAGUUUUUUCCCGACUGCCGAGCUUUUUUGAUUCUGGGGCGUUUGCGGCUUCUCGAGAGGUACUUGGGAAGGAACUGUACAACAGCAGCGUUGCGGAGGCAAGACUGGCGUGUGGGAAGUCGGCGGUUGAGUUUCUCAUGGGCAAUGGCAAGGUGAAGGCCCCCACGCCGACCACAAUAGAGAUGGUGAACGGUCCUUUUCUUGUUUAUGCCCCUGCUGCUUGGGAUGCCAGAGGAGAAAAGAAGAAGUAUGGAAAUCCGAAAAUUAAAGGCAAGAAGGGUGCAUUCGGUAGUGAGACGGUACAGUACUACGAGGACGGAGAUCGGGGCGUUAUUCAGGGCCCUUUUAGAGGUUGUUGGGGACAUUUGUUACAAAUGCAAUUGCCUUUUGCACGCGCAAGGAGGAAUCAAAAGAAGAGGAGCAAAAAAAUUUCACGAGGAGUAAAUGGACCUGUUGUGACUGCCCGGGUUUGGGCUCGUGCGGGGGAGGUGUUUCCGGAACUGGAACUUGUUGCUAUCUCAGAGCAGUCUGCCAUCAGUAAAGAACUUCAUUGGGCAGAGUCGGUUUUAGGGACUCCACGAACAGAAGGCCACAAUUGUGAAAAGAAUCAACAGCCAUCUGGGUCAUCAGCUGUCAUUGCACAUUGUAAAGUGAAAUUAACCGCGCUUGAGGAUGGAAAAGGUGCCGUGGUGCGGUUUUUUGUGGAGGAAGAGGAGGGAGUGACGAGGGAUAACGACGAGAAUGGCAAGUUCCUCUCGCCGCGCUGCGAGAAUGGUGGUCAAGCGGGGGUGACACAUGUGUACCUCCCCAGAAGUUGCGCCUCACUCUCUCCUGAGGGCGAGGGGACAUCUUUGUCAUGGGCCAUUGUAAUUUGUGUGGCGGAUGGAUGCUCGGCGACCGUGGCCUUUUCUGUUCCUGCAGUGGGAAGUAAUGUGGAGGGUGUGAGGAAUGCCGUGGAAGCGGGCACACACGUUUCUGAUGUUGCUCUAGAUCUCGUGGCUGGCACGGUGUCUGAUUCCGCGGAACGUACUUUUGUCAGGCGAAUUUCCUCUUGUUAUGAUCCAGCUUCACUUUUUUGUGUGGCGUCGUUGGCGGCCGGUAGAGAAGCAGGUAUUCUUGGGGUGUUGUGUGAGGUGAUUUACCCCUCCUCUUUUACCCAUUCCUUUGUGCCGGAGAAUGUAGUUGUCUUUCCACGUUUGAUCCUAAGUGAGAAUGCGUUUGACGCGCAUUUUUUAUGUGGCAUGAAGAAGUUGUUUUUUACUUCAUCCCCCUUUUCACCAUGUACAUUCUUUUUGCCAUUGACAGCACGACACGAAACGCUGCCGCAGGCGGUACAAAACCGUCUCAAACUUAGUCUCACUCAGGUCCAGCGUAACCCUGAUGCCUCGACGGCUUAUGCCCCGCCCUUUAAGGAAAAGUGGGCGCUGCGUUUUUUUGUUCUUGCACUGAGGAGCCUUGGAGAGCAGGCGAAGGAUGUACACGACGCCGGGGAAGCGAAGGACGAGACACGAGAAUCUUUUUUACAUUCUGUAUACAAACGCACAGCUUAUAGUUUCACCCAACUUGUCAAGGGCGAAGCGGGACUACAGAAGUUAUGCCACUUUAUUGCUGCAGGAGAUUUCCCUUUAGACCGUCCCUCUGCUACUCGCACGUCACACAAGAGGGAUGCGGAAGAGCUGGAGGCUCUGGAGUGGCUUUUAGCUUCGUGGUCCAUUCGAACAGGUCUUGUUGCUUCUGAAGCUGAGAAUAACUCUAAUACUAAUUUUAUUGCCACUAGUGCUACUACCAGUAAGAAUACAAUUUUACAACCAACGAGAGAAGAUUGGCAUGCCACCACCAAUAAGCUGAUGGCAAGUUUGAAUGAGAGCAAAAAAAAGGAUCUCCUGAGUCAAAUCCAAUUGCAUGCUAAUUUUUUGUAUGCUGCCACCUCAAAAUGA
Molecule: messenger RNA, 3987 nt
Organism: Trypanosoma cruzi
Lineage: Eukaryota; Euglenozoa; Kinetoplastea; Trypanosomatida; Trypanosomatidae
Exons: 1
Coding region: 1-3987 (1328 amino acids)
Source: RefSeq, a predicted model, not a curated record